This is a messenger RNA of Ascoidea rubescens DSM 1968, 1131 nucleotides long. It is a transcript of the gene EDE1, whose product is annotated as Ede1p. Gene Ontology annotation, molecular function: protein binding; calcium ion binding. The annotation marks the transcript as partial. The record is from RefSeq and is a predicted model, not a curated record. Gene Ontology annotation, biological process: endosomal transport; endocytosis. Lineage: Eukaryota; Fungi; Ascomycota; Saccharomycetes; Ascoideales; Ascoideaceae. Gene Ontology annotation, cellular component: plasma membrane; cytoplasm. The transcript has a single exon.
UUGACUGCAGAAGAAAAAAUCGCAUAUUCAAAGAUAUUCAAGUCCUUGGAUCCUGAAACCUUAGGAAUUGUUACUGGAGAAGUUGCGAGAUCUACUUUUGAGAAUUCUUCCUUAUCACCCGUCACUUUAGGCAAAAUUUGGCAGAUUGCUGAUAAAGACAACAAUGGCUUUUUAACACAAACCGAUUUUAUCGUUGCAAUGAGAUUAAUCGCUCAUGUCCAAAGUGGUAAAAAAUUGUCUCCUUCUUUAGCAAACAUUGCCGGUCCUGUAGCUCGUUUUAAUGGCGCCAAAAAAAACUCUGUUAUUUCUCCUGCUGCCACUGGCAACUCUUUUAAUCCAAUCACUAGUAAUAAUCUCUCUUCCUCAUUAUCUACAUCUCUCACAAUAUCCAAUGAAGAAAUCCUUCAAUACUCUCAACUUUUUGACAAUCUUGUUCCAAAUCACUCUCAUUUGAUAUCUGGUAUGCAAGCUAGAUCUAUUUUUUUGAAAUCAAAUAUUCCUAAUAUUGUUUUGGGCCAAAUUUGGAACAUAGUUGAUAGAGGAAAUAAAGGCACCUUAACUAAAGAAGAAUUCAUUCUGUCUAUGUUUUUAAUCAAUUCCUUUUUAACUGGAUUAAUCAAACAAGUUCCAACCUCAAUUCCUAAUGAAAUGUGGCUAAAAAUAAAUCUGGUUUUAAGCUCAAACAAACAACAACAGAACUUGCUCUCUCAACAAACCAUACCUCCUACUUUACCCUCAAGAAAGCCUACCAUUUCAGCUUCGUCUUCUUUGACUACUGUUUCUCAAAAUCUCACCGGUAAUUUUCCAUUGUCAUAUAAUUCUACUGGUUCUACCACCACAAUAUCCGAAUGGGCAAUUACCCCUCAGCAAAGAGUUCAAUUUGAUUCUAUAUUUAACAAGUUGGAUAAGGAAAAAAAAAAUUUAUUGUCUCCUACCCAAGUUGCCACAUUUCUAGGUAGCUCUAAACUACCCAAAGAAGAUUUAGCUAAAAUUUGGGAUUUAUCCGAUCUAAAAAAUACUGGCUAUUUUUCACUUCUAGAAUUUUCUGUAGCUUUGUUUCUCACUCAAAGACGAUUAAGAGGUGCGAAUUUAACCAUUGACUCCAUUCCUCAAUCCUUAAUAUCAAGUAUU